AUGGAUGGUAAUAGCAAAGAUGACAUGAUGACGAUGAUGAUUGUACUCAAUGUUGGAGGUGUAAAGUAUCAGACGACAAUAGGCACAUUGUUGUAUGGCGCACCAAAUACAUACUUUGCACACUUGCUGCAAGAGCAGAGGGAAGAAGAUGUGCCACGCGAUGCAGAUGGUCAUAUAUUUAUCGACCGUGAUGGUGAUGUGUUUGCAUGGAUACUAGGUUACUUGCGAUCAGGUGGACAUAUCGACACCAGUCAUCUGUCCACAACAUAUAUCAAUAGGAUUGUUAGAGAGGCGAUGUACUUUGGACUCAACUCAUUGGUUGGAGCAUUGCUCUCAUCAUUCGGAACACGUGGUGGCACUUCCUAUCUGACCUCUAUCACUCCCGCCUCCUCUUGCGACACCUCAUCAAUUAUCAAUGCAAUAUCCAAGGCCAACCUACUCAUACUAUCAUUCUCAAAUGGUCACAUUGAAUGCUGGAUGUACAAAGGACUGGCAUCACUUUGGGUUCACUUCUUCACAUUGGAGCCACAAGUUGGUGAGCAGUUGCAUCAACUCACUGCGUCAAUCACAAAGAACAAGUACAAUGAAGUCUCCAAUCUUAUACUCAGCGGGUUCACAACCAACAAACAAGUAGCACUCUGGAAGAUCAGAAUAGACUAUGUCCAAUUCCAAGCUGUGAUUGUAAUCAAUGGACAUUACUUGGCCACUAUAUCAAAGAGUGGCAAGAUAACAUUGGUUGAGAUUGCCAACGACUCUGAAGGACUGUUACCCAUGAAGACGCUUGACCUCAAUCACAGUAUUACAGCCAUCGCUGAUAUGGAACAUCACUUGUUCGUCGGAUGCAAUAAUGGAGAGAUAUAUGAGAUCAAACAAAAUAUGAGAGAUAACUGGGAUUGGAGCACAGAGCAGGUGUAUAAGUUGAACAACAUUGACUACCUUCAGAAUCAGAUGUUUGCAAUGGCGGGAUAUAAGGAUGAUGAGACAAUGCUGAAGCGUGGCUUUGAGUGUCAGCCUAGACCCACUCCAACCAUGCUCGAAGACAAUGGCGAGUUGGUGACCAAUGCCAGUUUGGCGCAAACAUACACCGACCCAUCAAUGGCAAUGGCCAUUGGCACACUGGAAGGAACUGUUCAUCUUGGAUUUAGGAAUAUCAGACGAAAGGAGUCGUUCAUCCCUGGUGCCAAACUGGUGAUCACAGCUGCCGCGGCGGCAGUGGCAAAACAACCCGAUGGCGCAAUUGACAGUUUGGUGGUCAGUGGUGGCAAUGAAGGAGUGUUCAUCACUGCCAAGACCAACCAGAAUCUCACCAAGAGCUGGCAGUACAAGUACACCAAUCCAAUCUAUCCUCAUAUGACUAAAUGCGUCAGUGUUCGCACAGGCGCCGAUCGUGGACAUCCUUCACCAUUCAACGACAUUAUCAAGUUCAAAACAUUCCAUCACCUCCACUAUGUCACUCCCAAGACCUAUGGCGCAAAGGUUCCGCUCAUUGGUGUUCUGGGUAAGAGUGUCUCGGGCACGAAUAUAUCGCCUAGUCUGACAUCAGCCAACAGCAGCAGCAACAAUGGCAAAGGCAAUGGAAGUGGCGCGUCAGGAUCAGAUCAAUCAAUGGCUCCAAACAUCACAUUGGAGGAGCCUGAUCCCAGGAACAUGGUAUCGACCUACAAUCAAAUAUACAUCGAUGUUGACCAGCUGGCAAACGAGGUGGCAGUCUAUGCUCAAAGCCACAACAUGCUGGGAGAUGGAUUUCCAUCGAUUGGACAACUGCAUGAUGUAAUGCAGCGACCACUGGCCACCUUCCCACUUGUAGAUACAACACCAAUCAAGCUAGUCUUGCCCAUCACCUAUGGAGGAGUGGAUCCAUCCCUAAGUGAUAUGGCCUACCAGCUAAUCACAAUUCACGAGUCAAACCAAGUCUGUUGUUGGGAUCUUCGCGACAUUGACCAUCUCUUUGGCAUACUAUCAUCUCAAUCAUAUGAAUAA
Molecule: messenger RNA, 1980 nt
Organism: Acytostelium subglobosum LB1
Lineage: Eukaryota; Evosea; Eumycetozoa; Acytosteliales; Acytosteliaceae
Exons: 5
Coding region: 1-1980 (659 amino acids)
Biological process (GO): protein homooligomerization
Molecular function (GO): protein binding
Source: RefSeq, a predicted model, not a curated record